GACGCUACUAUUUAGAGCGAAUAACAUUGUGGAAAAUAUUAAGAUUAUAUGAACAUGUAUAUUUAUUUUUUUUUGUUAAGCGCAACUCAAUUGAAUUAAAAUAAAAAUAAACAUUUAUUAAUAUAUUUGAAAAUUUCAAUAUGCACGGAUUAAGAGCAGAUCAUAAUUCAGGCAGUAGUCUUGGAACAAGCAGGUGGUUGGAGGCCAUUUGGGAACCGAGCGCUAAAAUUUAUACUCUUCCUGGCGGCCUCGAUAUGCUAGAUGUAAACGGUGAUGGUGAUGUGCGUCUUGUGUCCACAGAUUUAGGAUCCGUUAACGCUAAUUCAACAAAGAUACGCGUUUAUAAAGGAAGUGAUCAAAUAACGGAACAUAAUAUGGUAGAUGCACCUUGUGGAGUCGCUGGAUUUUAUACAGAGAACGGUGAACCCAGAUCAGCCGUAUUAGCUGCAGGAGCCGGCUCCAGCGUUUAUAUCUUUAAGAAUUUAAGGCCAUUUUUUAAAUAUUGCCUGCCGCAUCUCGAAGCUCAUCCUAAAGAGCGAGAAAUAUGGCAUAAGGCUGGUCUCGAAGAAGAACUAAACGUGCUGACAUUAGCCGAUGAUCUAGACUCGUUGUUGAAAGAACUUGGGGCAGCAGCAAUUUCUCCACGUACCUUAAAAUUUUUAUCGAUGGAUGUAAAUUUACGAAUGAGUUUUGCGGAACAAUACAGAAGGAUACCUUUGAUUAAAAACAACGCAGUCACCGCCCUUGGUGUUAUCAGAAAGGAUUCAUGGAAUGAUCCUGCUUGUAGUUGCCUUAUAAUCGGCACAGAAAACAGAGAGAUCCUCGUAUUGGAUCCGAGAGCGUUUACCGUUAUGGACAAGCAUCUUUUAAAGUGGCCUCCUGUAUCAUUCGCCACUACUGGUUUGUGGGCUGGUGAUGGGCGAAUUAUGGUGGUCGGUAGAGACGGAAACAUAGGAGCGAUACGAAGAGGGAGUCCUGUGAAACUCUGGGAAAAACUUGAAGCUCCGAUCGUUGCUAUCUCUGUUCUUAACGGUGAUGGUGCAGCAGUCGCUAUUAUGGACGGAACGUUAUUAGGAUUUUCCAAAAAAGGUAUUAAAGUAUGGAGCAUCAAUGUACCAGGUAUUAUAUUAGACAUGGUAAGUUUGCCAGUACCACAAAGCGGACUUUCUUUACUAGCCGUCAGUACGGCUGGAUAUGGUGUACGAAUAUACGAUGGUAAGCAUCACGUGGACACGAUUAAAACAAUGGAACCAGUGUCUGCGAUAAAGUAUGGACGGAUGGGACAAGAAGAACGAGCGAUGGCGAUGGUAACGGUCAGUGGUGGUCUCUGUGUGAAGAUAUUAAAGCGAACUGCAGAUUUUAGUAUACAUAAUACAAUUUUCUCCGUGACACCAAAUGGUGGUACAAAAUUUGUGAUACCAAAAAAAACGCGUCUUUUCGUGGAGCAAACAAUAAGAGAAAGAUCUGAAGCGAAAAAAAUUCAUAAUACUUUUCAACAGGGUUUUCUACGACUACGCUUAACUAUUGCCAAAAAUGCUCUUGAUCUGUUAACCGGUUGUGAAAAUACAGGACUUGAUCCGAUAUCCUUGGAGGCUAAUGUCCUUGGCUUAGGACCCAAUUAUCGAAUUCAGAUAUUAAUCACGAAUAUUUCGGAUGGAUUAUCCGAUACUGGAUUGUUUAUCGUUUGUAGAGGAGAAAAUACAGAAGUCAACCCACGUGUUGUCAACUUGCCUUUAUUACCCAGCGGUAUACCAAUCCCGAUAACAAUUGAUGCUACGUUAAUAAAUAGAAUUUCUGGCAAGGUACAAGUUUUACUUUGCAAGAAGGAUAAAUCCAAGCCACUUACAUUCACUAACGUUAUCUUACCAGCUGCUGAAGAAGAGAUCGAAGUUUAAAAAUUUUUCAUUUUAUAUAUUUAUCA
Molecule: messenger RNA, 1921 nt
Organism: Vespula vulgaris
Lineage: Eukaryota; Metazoa; Arthropoda; Insecta; Hymenoptera; Vespidae
Gene: BBS1
Product: Bardet-Biedl syndrome 1 protein
Exons: 7
Coding region: 141-1895 (584 amino acids)
Biological process (GO): non-motile cilium assembly; protein localization to cilium
Cellular component (GO): centrosome; BBSome; axoneme
Molecular function (GO): patched binding; smoothened binding
Source: RefSeq, a predicted model, not a curated record